AUGGGAGACGCCAACCGGGAUGCCGAGAGGUAUCUGACUGCUUCUCUCGGGGAAGGUAACGCUGUGACCUUCCGACAAGUUGCGAGGAAGGUUGGAGUGUCUGUCAACACCGCCAAGGAGUCUGAAGCGGGAUCUGAGGCGGACGAGGAAGAAGUCAAGGCUGAGGAGAGUUUGGAGAACGAGCCUGAAGACAUUGUGAUGGAGGAGAAGAGCGAGGAGCUGGACGAGAAGAAGAAGCUUUUCGCUCCCGACCAGUUCUCCGUCCACAUCUACUCUCUGUCACCGGCGCCGCUGAAGCUGUUGAUUCCGGCGAGGAAGCUGCGUGACAGCCCCAACUACGCCAACGCCUCGCUGUACGGAGGAAUCACGGGCGAGCCAUUGAUAGCUACGUCUAAGCCUCUGCGUGAUGGCGCCAUGGACUUCAGCGGCAAGAAGACGGUGAAGAGCGAACCGGCGAAGACCGCGAAGAGUGAGCCCGCGAAGGCCGUGAAGAAGGAAGCGGUCAAGGAGGAGCCGAAGCCGGCCGAGCCCCAGCGAAAACCUGCCUCAUCAAAGAGCCGAAGGCGUGUCAUUGAGUCUGACGACGAGGACGAGGAGCCGCCUUCCAAGCCGGUGUCCAAGUCUUCUUCGACAGCAACCAAGGGUUCGGCCAAGAACGCCCUUGAGCCGACAUCGUCGAUGGUCCGGGCAGAGGACCAGGCGGCCAUGGAGGCCAUGAUGGCCAUGGACGUCGACUUUGACGAUGACGACCUCGAGGACACCAAGCCGAAACCGAAACCCAGUACCAGCGCGCCCAGCGGUACGCGGAAGCGCAAGCGUAGGCAGGUGAAGAAGUCGAAGCAGGAGAUGGACGCUAAGGGAUACAUGGUUACCAAGGAUUACUGGACCGAGGAAUCAUGCUCUGGCUCGGACACGGACACGGAGGCCGCCCCGAAACCUAAGCCUGCUGCGCCGGCUUCUAAGCCUGCCAGCAAGCCCGUCUCCCGGACGGCGUCGGACUCGAAGCCGAAGCCUGCUCCGGCCAAGAAGGCUGGCUCGAUGGGCCAGAGCACGCUAGCUAGUUUCUUCAAGAAGAAGUAA
Messenger RNA from Trichosporon asahii var. asahii CBS 2479, 1080 nucleotides. RefSeq lists its product as uncharacterized. Gene Ontology annotation, cellular component: delta DNA polymerase complex; nucleus. The coding region runs from base 1 to 1080 and encodes 359 amino acids. NCBI's taxonomy places the organism in Eukaryota, Fungi, Basidiomycota, Tremellomycetes, Trichosporonales, Trichosporonaceae. Gene Ontology annotation, biological process: DNA replication; DNA synthesis involved in UV-damage excision repair; DNA strand elongation involved in DNA replication. The record is from RefSeq and is a predicted model, not a curated record. Gene Ontology annotation, molecular function: DNA-directed DNA polymerase activity. The transcript is spliced from 6 exons.